AUGGAGAGCAGACAGCAAGCCGACCUCCCACGAGACUCCUUCAGAGCCUCCUUCCAUUAUAGCCGGGCAGCACGUGCUACGUCUGUUGAUUUUAACUGACGCUACGUCUGUUGAUUUUCACUGACACUACGUCUGCUGAUUUUCACUGACGCUAUGGCUGUUGAUUUUCAGAUUUUUAUUGACGCUAUGGUGGUUGAUUUUUACUGAUGCUUUGUCUGUUGAUUUUUAUUGAUGCUAUGUCUGUUGAUUUUCAUUGAUGCUAUGUCUGUUGAUUUUUAUUGAUGUGACGUAAUGCCUGUUGAUUUUUUUAUUGAUGCUAUGCCUGUUGAUUUUCAUUGACGCUGUGGCGGUUGAUUUUCAUUGACGCUAUGGCGGUUGAUUUUUUUUCUGAUACUUUGUCGGUUGAUUUUUACUGGUGCUAUGUCAGUUGAUUUUUACUGGUGCUAUGUCGAUUGAUUUUUUUAUUGACGCUAUGUCUGUUGAUUUUCAUUGUCGUUAUGGCGGUUGAUUUUCACUGAUGCUAUGUCGGUUGAUUUUCCCAGCAUUGGUACUAUUCUUAGCAGCCAUGGGUGACGGGCGAAAAAGGCUAUGUGGAGCAGGUUACCGAAAAAAUGCAAAAAUUAGGUGUGAAAAACAAGCCAGGGAGCUUGAACAGACAGGAAAAAUGUAACUCUUUUUCGCAAAACCUGUGGCUUCUUAUAAUGCUGAGCAGGGUGAGGAGGUAGUUGAAGAUUUAUAAAAGAGGGGCAGUAAGUGGGAAAAAGUGCAAAAUACAGUGCAGGCUAGUCACCCCGAAAUAGGGAUCACUCCCAAUCCCAAUACAAUACAAACAAAUAAGUAUAGUUAAAAAACAUAUACCACCGGGCGCGCCACAAUCACAAACAUGUGAAUAUAUUUAUCACAUUAUAUUCAUGGGUAUUCAUGUAAGGAGAUAAAAACAAAAAUAUAUAUAGUGAAGUAUUUAAUAGCAAGUAAAACAAAAUAAUAAAAACAAGUACACUCACAAAUGUAAUUGCACAACAAGGACAUAUGUCUUAAUUGUGCUAGAAAAGCUUGUCAGCCCUUUCCUGGGCUAAAGUCCCCUCUUGUAGUAGGAUCCCAGUUUUCAAAGUUCCAAUAACUCCCAGUGGUGAUUCACUCGAGGCUGGAUAAGAUCCAAAAGUACUAGGGACACUGACUUUUUCUUGAAAAAGUCGAUCGGACGAAACGCUUUGAGCGGUAAAAAGCCUGCCAGUGUCCCUAGUACUUUUGGAUCUUAUCCAGCCUCGAGUGAAUCACCACUGGGAGUUAUUGGAACUUUGAAAACUGGGAUCCUACUACAAGAGGGGACUUUAGCCCAGGAAAGGGCUGACAAGCUUUUCUAGCACAAUUAAGACAUAUGUCCUUGUUGUGCAAUUACAUUUGUGAGUGUACUUGUUUUUAUUAUUUUGUUUUACUUGCUAUUAAAUACUUCACUAUAUAUAUUUUUGUUUUUAUCUCCUUACAUGAAUACCCAUGAAUAUAAUGUGGUAAAUAUAUUCACAUGUUUGUGAUUGUGGCGCCCCCGGUGGUAUAUGUUUUUUAACUAUACUUAUUUGUUGGUAGUUGAAGAUUUAACUGUUGACAUCUGUGAAACUGAUGUUGCUACAUCCAGUUAUGAUACUUCACUAGCUACUAGUAUUGCCAGAGAAACUGAGACUUCUGAAUCAGGUCCUUCGAGUUCAGUAGAAUUUGAUGAUCCUUUUGUACAAAUAGGAGUGAGCUCUGACCCUGCUGAAUGGGUUUUAAAUGAUUGCACCAGAGACCAUGUGGCUAAACAUGGAAUAAUUCAAAAUGAGAAUCUGGACUUUACACAGUCGAGAAGGCUGUAUGCUGACCAUUCUAGGUUGCUAACUAAACACCUUUUUGAAAAAGAAAACUUUAAUGGAGAGAAACAAAAAAGGACCUAUUUUAUUUACUCCAAAAGCAAAAGAGUAGUGUUUCGUGCUCCAUGUCGUUUGUUUGGUGGCAAAUCCCAGUUGGCAGAAAGUGGCUUCAAUGACUGGAAAAAUGGCACGGCUCGAUUAAAUGAACACGAGCGUUCAGCUGAACACAAAUCCUGCAUGCUAUCUUUAAAAUCAAGAGCAUGUACACUGGGGAGAAUUGAUGAAAGUCUUACCAAGCAGCGUUCUGAUGAUAUUCAAUAUUGGAGAAAUGUUUUAAAAAGAGUUGUUGCUGCAGUUAAGGCACUUGGCACACAAGGACUUGCUUUCAGAGGGAAAGAUGACCGUUUUGGUUCCACACACAACGGAAACUACAUGAUGAUGUUUGAAUUUCUGUCAGAAUUUGACCCAUUUAUAGCAGAACACAUUGCCCGUUACGGCAGUGCAGGAAAAGGAGUCACAUCUUACCUCUCAUUCACUACCUGUGAGCAGUUUAUUCAGCUUAUGGCAGAUUCUGUUACAAAGCAGAUAGUUAAGGAGGCAAAGGCUGCUAAAUAUUACUCUAUCAGUGUUGAUUCAACACCUGAUAGCUCCCACACGGAUCAGCUGGCCUUCAUCUUAAGGUAUGUUAAGGGAGAUGGCUUACCGGUUGAGCGCUUUCUAUGUUUUAUUCCAAAUCCUGGACAUAAAUCGGAACAACUGGCUGAAGUGGUCCUCACCACUCUUAAGUCAUAUGAUCUUGAAAUUGCCAACUGUCGUGGUCAAUCAUAUGACAAUGCAAGCAAUAUGUCUGGCCAUUAUAGAGGAUUGCAAGCUAGAAUUCUGGAAAGAAAUGCACUUGCUGUGUAUAUUCCAUGCUCUGCACACUCUUUAAAUUUUGUAGGGAAGCAUGCUGCUAAAAGAUGUCCUGAAGCCUGUUCAUUCUUUGGUCUCCUAAAAUACCUUUACAUUUUUUUUACUGCUUCCACUCACAGAUGGGAGAUUUUAUACAAGAACAUUUUUCAUCUGUGCCAAACACUCUAGCAGUAAAGAGAUUAUCUGACACACGGUGGUCAGCCAGGGAAGAUGCCUGUCGAAGCUUAAAUCAAAAUUGGACUCAAGUAAUCGAAGCCUUAACAAAAAUUAAGGAAAAUACCGCAGAGGCAGCAGGAACAGGCAAGGAAACUGAAGGUCUUCUGAAUAAAAUACAGCGUCUGGAGACUGCACUUAUGAGUGGUUUGUGGGGUACUAUCCUGGAUAGAUUUGGUGCAGUUAGCAAAAAACUCCAAAGCAUUGGCAUUGAUGUUGGACUUGUAGGGGAGCUGUAUGAGUCACUGAUCCAGUUUGUUCGAGAAACCAGAGACAUAUUCACGACUUUCGAAAGCUGCUGCAAUGGAAAAAUCAAUUGUGAAGGAUUAGGAGUCAAAAAGGAAAGGUGUACAAGCAAGGAAAGGUUCAGCAACUUCCAGCAAGACACAGGCAGAGGUAGCCCAAGAAAACUUUUGCAUUAACACCUUUUAUGUUAUUUGUGACAACUUAGUUGCUGAACUUAUGAGAAGAAAAACAGCAUAUGACUCUUUCUUUGGAAAGUUUAAAUUCAUUACUGACCUAUCAAAAACUGAGCCAUCAGCAAUUUCACAGCAUGCAAAUAACCUUUGUUCUUCUUACAGCAAAGACUUGGAACAGGAGUGUUUUGUUGAUGAGUGCCUCCACUUUCGUUCAUACUUAAGUUCUUCUGCAGAAGAACUUCUCUGUUCUGGCGGUGUCCCGAAUGAUGAGAGAGAGAGGAUUGCAAAGUAUUUAUUUAAAUGUGGACAUUGCUCUCAGAAUGUUUUUGUGUACUGCAGCAACAAACUGCUCAGCUGAGCGUUCUUUCUCGACUUUGAAGAGAGUGAAGAACUACUUGCGAUCCAGAAUGGGGGAGGAAAGAUUGAACUCCCUGGCAGUGUUGGCAAUAGAGUCUGAACUCACAAAGUCUUUGGACUGUGAUGAGCUUAUCAACAGCUUUGCCACACAGAAAGUUCGUCGAAAACCACUUUAG
Molecule: messenger RNA, 3921 nt
Organism: Pelobates cultripes (western spadefoot toad)
Lineage: Eukaryota; Metazoa; Chordata; Amphibia; Anura; Pelobatidae
Source: the annotation of a GenBank genome assembly